Molecule: messenger RNA, 450 nt
Organism: Spathaspora passalidarum NRRL Y-27907
Lineage: Eukaryota; Fungi; Ascomycota; Pichiomycetes; Serinales; Debaryomycetaceae
Gene: RPL28
Product: 60S ribosomal protein uL15
Exons: 2
Coding region: 1-450 (149 amino acids)
Biological process (GO): translation
Cellular component (GO): ribosome; cytosolic large ribosomal subunit
Molecular function (GO): structural constituent of ribosome
Source: RefSeq, a predicted model, not a curated record
AUGCCUACUAGAUUAACUAAGACCAGAAAGCACAGAGGACACGUUUCUGCCGGUAAGGGUAGAAUUGGUAAGCACAGAAAGCACCCGGGUGGUAGAGGUAUGGCCGGUGGUCAACACCACCACAGAACCAACUUGGAUAAAUACCAUCCAGGUUACUUCGGUAAGGUCGGUAUGAGAUACUUCCACAAGCAAAACGCUCACUUCUGGAGACCAGAAAUCAACUUGGACAAAUUAUGGACUUUAGUUGACGAAGAAAAGAGAGACGAAUACUUGAAGUCUGCCUCUGCUUCCGCUGCCCCAGUCAUUGACACCUUAGCUCACGGUUACGGUAAGGUUUUAGGUAAGGGUAGAUUACCACAAGUUCCAGUCAUUGUCAAGGCCAGAUUUGUUUCUAAGUUAGCUGAAGAAAAAAUUAGAGCUGUUGGUGGUGUUGUUGAAUUAGUUGCUUAA